Messenger RNA from Micropterus dolomieu (smallmouth bass), 663 nucleotides. RefSeq names its product transmembrane inner ear (gene tmie). The record is from RefSeq and is a predicted model, not a curated record. The transcript is spliced from 4 exons. The coding region runs from base 1 to 660 and encodes 219 amino acids. NCBI's taxonomy places the organism in Eukaryota, Metazoa, Chordata, Actinopteri, Centrarchiformes, Centrarchidae.
AUGUUUGGGGAUCAGCCUGUAUGUCCACCUCAGCUCCUGCCAUGGGGCUGGGGAGCAGUGCUGCUGUCUCAGUGCUUGUCCUCCGUGUUCUCCCAGAUCCCGGAUCCUGAGCUUUUACCCACAGAUCCCCCAAAGAAGCCAGACCCUGUCACAUCAGAGACCGUUGUUUUCUGGGGCCUGCGGUUAUGGCAGGUUAUCGGUAUCUUUGCUGUGUUUGCUUUAGCAGUUGUUAUCACUCUAUGUUGUAUAUUCAAAUGUCGAAUCCCAAGAACUAAAAAGGAAAUAGAGGCUCGGCACGCGCAAAGACAGGCUGCCAAGAAAUACGCCAACACAUUAGAGACAGUGCCACCUCUAAAUGAGCUGACCGAGAUCCCAGGAUCUGCUAAAGCAGAAGAAAAGGAGGAAGUGACAACAGUCUCAGGGAAAGUGGAUGCCGAUAAAAAAGAAAAGAAGACCAAGGAGGGCAAGAAAGAGGGUAAGGGUGCCAAAGAAGGGAAAGGAGAUGAAAAGGAUGCAUCAACAAAGAAGAAGGGUGAAAGGGAAGCAACCAAGAAAGAAGCUGGUGAGGGGAAAGGGAAGAAAUCUGGAGAGAAGGGAGACAGAGGGGAAAAAGGAGGCAAAGGAGGGGCUAAAGGAGGAUCCAAGAAAGCUCAAAAGUGAACU